This is a messenger RNA of Photinus pyralis (common eastern firefly), 1864 nucleotides long. Its product is annotated as 4-coumarate--CoA ligase 1-like. Gene Ontology annotation, biological process: long-chain fatty acid metabolic process; fatty-acyl-CoA biosynthetic process. Gene Ontology annotation, molecular function: long-chain fatty acid-CoA ligase activity. The transcript has 7 exons. The record is from RefSeq and is a predicted model, not a curated record. Lineage: Eukaryota; Metazoa; Arthropoda; Insecta; Coleoptera; Lampyridae. The coding region runs from base 32 to 1651 and encodes 539 amino acids.
CAUAAAGCUAAGGAUUUUAGUUUUCAGCAUAAUGACGGGAGAAGAUGAAAUUAUUAUCCAUGGUCCGCGAGUUACAGUUCCGAUAGCAUACGACUCUCUGGGAAUACAAUUGUAUAAAGCACUAAAUGACAGAGAAGAAACGCCCUUAUUUAUAGACGCAUUCUCUGGUGAAUAUAUGACGAGCACUACUCUACUGAGAAAUUCUUGUUUUUUGGGUCAAUGCUUACGAAACUUUGGAUUAGCGAAGAAUGAUGUAAUUGCAGUUUGUAGCGAAAAUCACGUGCAGUUUUUCGAUCCUGUCUUAGCUGGAUUGUAUUCGGGCAUCAUCGUUUCCCUUUUUAGUCCACAUUACACCGAGAGGGAACUCCUUCACGUUGCCAAUAUUUCGCAGCCAUCAGUAAUAUUUUGCUCCACUGAAGCAAGUUCCGUAAUACUGAAGGUGAAAGAUAGAUUGAAGAGGACUCCUAAAGUUGUAGCCAUCGAUGCGAAGGCAGAUUACGGAGGGUGUCAGUCGAUUCAAAAUUUCAUAAUGGAAUAUGUACCAGCAAGUUUUGAUGUAAGCACAUUUUCUCCGUUUCCGGUAAACGUUAAGGAAUAUGUUGCAUUUAUUUUAUAUUCAUCGGGAACAACGGGAUUGCCAAAGGGCGUCAUGUUGACGCAUUUAAAUUACAUUACGACUAUUACAAUAAAUAAGCCCAGAAGGGAUCCGCUCAGUGAAGUCAGUUUGAUAAUUAUACCAUUAUACCAUGUGUAUGGGUUGUUCCUGGGAUGCCUAAGAAUUUCUGGUGGAGGAAAAGGAAUAGUAAUGAAGAAGUUCGAUCCAGACGUCUACCUGAAAACAAUACAAGAUUACAAAAUCGAAAGGCUGUCCAUCGUACCAUCGAUCGCAAAUUUUUUAAUCAAAAGUCCACUGGUGGACAAAUACGAUUUAUCAAGUUUGAAAACGGUGUCUUGCGGCUCUGCGGCGCUGACCAAGGUUGCUGAAGAAGCGUUGACUAAGCGGCUACAUGUGAGGGAUAUUCGACAGUCGUAUGGCAUGACAGAAUCAACUCUUUCCGUAAUAGGCGAUUCGAAGGACAGAACUGCAUCAGGUGCAUGCGGCCGUGCCAUGCCAAAUACGUCAGUAAAGAUAACAGAUGUCGAUACGGGAAAAUCUUUGGGUCCGAUGGAAGUUGGAGAGUUAUGGUGUCGUGGAGACGUAAUUAUGAAGGGAUAUUAUAAUGAUCCUGAAGCUACGCGAGCGGUCAUUGAUGAGAACGGAUGGCUCCAUACGGGAGAUAUGGCUUAUUACGAUUACGACCACGCAUUUUACAUAGUGGACAGAAUAAAAGAAUUGAUCAAGUGCAAAGGAUACCAGGUUGCAUCAGCUGAAUUAGAGGCCAUACUAGUAAAUCAUCCAAAAAUAGCGGAUGCUGGAGUAAUUGGUAUUCCUCAUGAUAGAGAUGGAGAAAUACCCAUAGCCUUUGUAGUAAAAUUGCAAGGAAUAGAGUUGACAGAAAAAGAAGUGAAAGAAUUUAUUAAUGGGCAAGUGGCACCGUACAAACGUUUACAAAGUGUCCAUUUUAUACUCCAUAUUCCCAGAACUCCUGCAGGUAAAAUUCUUCGUCGACAAUUACGAGAUGCAAUUCAUAAACACAAGUCCCAGUUGUAAAAAUAUAGUGGCCAGAAGAAGUAGUAACUGCUCAUUGGUAGCUGCGGAUCUCGCGGACAACAAAACUGAUUUGAGCUUGGAAUAGCUGUACCUAGACUUCACGAUUUCGGCACAGUCAGCCAAAUAUCGAUCCUUCCACUAGUAUAAUUAGUAAUGUAACGUGAUUUAUAAAUUAAAGUUCGAUUUAUAUCAAUAUUUAUUAAACAAAACUAA